CCCCCGCCUUGCUGCCCCCACCGCCCUCGGGGACGGCGGGGAGAGCCGCCCCCGGCGGCCGGAGAGGGGCGGCCCCCGAGAGGGCAGAGGAAGAGCACUCGGCGGAGCCGCAGCGGGAGGUCGCGCACCCCGAAAGCCGGGGCUCUGUGUGCCUGCACACCCCGGGAGCGGGGUCUGUCUGACCCUACACCCCGGGAAAGGAAGCAUGCCCCGGGCCGCGCCGGGGCUUCCCCGGCGACUCCCGCCGCCCCUCCGGGAAAUGUCCCUGACCCAGGUGCCUUGAACGACAGAGUCAGUCCUGGAUGUUUGCAGCCUUCUGCUUCGGCUGGCAGAGAAGAAAAAAGGUGGACAGUGACCAGCAGUUGCUUCCGGUGAAAGGGAAGAAAUACCGGACCCUGUUCUGGGAUUAUUUGUGCGUGCUUCGUCCUGAAAAGGCCUCAAAAACAAUCAGUAGACAUCUGUGAAGAGAAUUGAGGAAGUCGUGAGGUUUUUUCUUCUAGCAGUGUCGAGCACAUCACCCUUGGAUUCUUUUGUCCUCAUGGCAUGGAUGCGUAGCUAAAUUUUUGAAGUUCUGAAUACUUCAGCUGCCAAAAUAAAGUGCUUUCCUCUUUUUACGUGGAAUAUUUUUCUUCUCGGCAACAUUCUUUCUGAGUCAGAGGCAUAACCAGUUUUCUUAACUGACUCCAGGUUAAAUGUAGUCUGAGUCACUGUGGAGACAUUGCUGAAAAGUUUCAUGGCAGAUUUUUUCCCUCCCCUUAUUUCGUUUUUUUUUUUAGAUUUUCUGACAUAAUCUUCUCUCAUUUUGCAUUGAGACCGAUAUUAUAAAUGAAAAAAUUAAUAGAUGUUUGUUUAUCCUUUUUUCUUUUGUAUUUUAUUUAAUAUUUUUGUUGAAAAAUGUUCUUGCCGAUAAGCAGUAUGGAGGUAUCCAGAUAACUGUUUACAAAUGCCUCUGCUACCGGAAAGUAGGAAAUGUUUUACAGUUCAUAUGUAAAAUCUGGGUGUUUGGCAUCACAGUUUGUGGAGUAAAACCUGUACUUAUUUCACUUGGAGCUGAUGCUGCGUUUAGUGAUAUCUACGUGGAAUAGACAGAAGAAACUGUCAGAGAAAAGAAAAUACUUUUAAGACAUACUUUGUAAAUAGCCUUGAAGGAUCAGUAAGUGAGAAGGAUGGGUAGCUGAUUUCUGUUUGGUCAAAUCUUUGUCAGACUACUACAAAUGUAGCAUCAACGGGAACUCGGGAUAUUAUCUCAAGGAAAACAAACUGGAAAAAUAUAGAUCACGCAGUACUAACACCUUGUGCGGUCCUCUUGGAUUAGGUUUGCAUUCAACUGAACUGCUACUUCCUGAAAGAAAAUUAAGAUGGACAGAGCAACUUAAUUCAAAAGGACUUGCCAUGAGGUGCUAAGCCUUUUUUCAUUGAUUCGGUGAGACUGGACCUAAAUGGCGCAGCAUGACUUUGCUCCAGCCUGGCUUAAUUUUCCUACUCCACCAUCAUCAACAAAGUCGUCGCUGAAUUUUGAGAAACAUUCUGAAAAUUUUUCAUGGACAGAGAAUCGUUGUGAAGCAAAUCGCAGAAGACACAAUUCUUCAGAGGGGUUUGAUCCUAACACUGGAAGGCCAAAUGGAGGGCAUUUUGGGCGAAAAGAGAGGAAUGGUUGGCGUUCACAAGGCAGAAAUGGUCCAGAAAAUAUAAAUCAUCGUGGAGGGUACCAUGGUGGAGGUUCCCGUACCCGUAGCAGCACCUUCCAUUGUGGAAAAGAUCAGGGACUGCAUGAAAACUGUGUACUUGAUAAUGAAACACGGCAAAAGGAAGACAAAGAAGUAUCCAACCAGUUUGAGGCUGAGGAUUUUCCAUCUUUAAACCCUGAAUAUGAGAGGGAACCAAGCCAGAAUAAAUCUCUAGCUGCAGGUGUGUGGGAGUACCCUUUAAAUCCUAAACCUAGAUCUCAGAGAAUGCUGGUUAUUAAAAAAGGCAGUACGAAAGAACUGCGGAUAUCUGGAUUCCCAGUAGUGGGAAGUCUUCACUCACAGCCAGUAAGGAAUGGCACUGGCACAAGUGUUUAUAAAGGAUUAGUACCCAAACCUGUCACUCCACCCACAAAACACACACAGUGGAAAAGCCAAGCAAAAGAAAAUAAACUUGGGAAUGCGUUUCCUCUUGAAUCUGCAUAUGGUGUUGGCAAUUUCAGUCCUUUCAAAUCAACUGUCAAGGCAUUUGCUGUAACACAAAAUUCAGUUAAAGAGUGUAAUCGGUCAAAUUCUUCAUCCCCUGUUGAUAAAUCUGGUCAACCUCGUUUAACAAAAUUGACAAGAAUGCGGACUGAUAAGAAGAGUGAAUUUUUGAAAGCUUUGAAAAGAGAUAGAGUGAAAGAGGAACAUGAAGAUGAGAAUCAUGAUGGGCAAGAGAAGGAUGAUGAAUCCUUCAGCUUGCAUAACAGCAACAGUCCUCAUCGUGAGAGAGAUAUAAACCGAAACUUUGAAAAUGAAAUUCUGCAGGAGAAUGGCAAUGCUUCAAUUACACCUCAGCAGAUCAUUCAGUCUUCAGCUUUCCCUCAGGCAAAUGUUCUUUCAAGCUCACUAGAGGCAGAGCAUAGGUUGUUAAAGGAGAUGGGCUGGCAGGAAGACAGUGAAAAUGAUGAAACGUGUGCUCCACUAACUGAGGAUGAGAUGAGGGAGUUCCAAGUCAUUAGUGAACAGUUACAAAAAAAUGGCCUUCGGAAAAAUGGCAUUUUGAAAAAUGGCCUCAUCUGUAAUUUUAAAUUUAGCCCCUGGAAAAACAGCACUUUCAAACCUGCUCUGGAGAAUGAGGAUUCUGAGACAAGCAGCAGUGAUACAUCAGAUGAUGAUGAUGUGUGAAGACUUCUCUAACACCUGUAGAGGCCCAUUUGUUCUUGUGAAGAUUUGGGGAUAUUUUGUCCAGAAACAAAAACUGUAAUUUAUUGAGUAACAUGCUCGCUACAGGAAGAAUGAUGGGACUUACCUCUGAAGGAAGCAGAGAAUUUUUUAUUGGGUGUGUUGGAAGUCACUGUAAUUUCUCUGUAGACAAAUGUUGUAAAAUGAGGCCUUGGGUUGAUCCAGCAUUGACUUCCAUCAUUGAAGCAUUUCUGACUAGCAGUGUUACAAAUCAGACUUCCUCACUUAAUAAUAAAAGCAAAGAAUUGUGUCAUGUCUUGCAAAGUUUUUGUCUUAAAAUGUCUAAGGAAAAAAAGGGCAGCCUGACACAGUGUUUUGCUUGCCAAGUCAUUCUUUCUUACAGUGGAAAUCAGUGAGUCCACUUUGUAUGCAAAAAGGGCAAUGUAGCACGUUGGCUAAAAUGAGCAAAGUGCACUAAAACUCUUUUCCGUAACUGGGCUGUUGAACUGUUCUACAAAUAACUGCUCUUUAGCCAUUUGUAGCGUUGUCGUUGUUAUUAAUGGCAAAAGACACUGAUGUUACAGUUCCAAAUUUCUAGAAUUAACUUUUGAAUUGAAAGCUUUAAGAAGUAUAGCAAGACCCUUAUUCUCACAGUGACUUGUGGGAAAAUAAGCAGCUUGAUUUUAGGAUUCAUCAUGCAGAAAGAUCGUUACAAUGACUGGAUUUGUCCACUACAUGGGAAAUAAACUGAUUUACAGAGUAUUGUCUCAGUGCAUAGCAUCAUGGGUAUUGUUUUUAAAACUGCUAAGUUUGUUUGCAUUUAUAUUACGUGUACUCUGGCAGCAAUGCAGUUGUGCAUUUCAGAACAAGGUAAAAAUACUUUCAUCAUCAGAUCUUACUUUUAUAGAAGUAGAAGUAUAUGUGUGCAAUAACCACCUGUUUUGCUUACUCUGUGUCAG
This is a messenger RNA of Hirundo rustica (Barn swallow), 3811 nucleotides long. It is a transcript of the gene GPBP1, whose product is annotated as GC-rich promoter binding protein 1. The transcript has 13 exons. The record is from RefSeq and is a predicted model, not a curated record. Gene Ontology annotation, biological process: DNA-templated transcription; positive regulation of DNA-templated transcription. The coding region runs from base 1440 to 2855 and encodes 471 amino acids. Gene Ontology annotation, molecular function: DNA binding; RNA binding. Lineage: Eukaryota; Metazoa; Chordata; Aves; Passeriformes; Hirundinidae. Gene Ontology annotation, cellular component: nucleus.